AUGUCCUCUGACCAACCACGACGAGACUUGAUUUUGGCGGCUAAUGCAGGCUCUUCGUCGCUCAAAAUCACACUCUUCACGACGCUCGACCCCGAGGUCGCGAAGGAACGCGGCCGCUCUGUCGAAUUUGUUCUGAACUGCUCUAUCAGCUCGAUUAUGUCUCCGCCUGUUAAGGCGGUAUUCAAGAGUAGGAGCUCGUUUGAUGACAAGGCGAAUAAGAAGGAGCAGGAUCCAGGGCUGGGACAAGAGGGGGAUGGGAGAGACAAAGUGAAAGACCAUGAAACGGCUUUCCAAUGGUUCUUGGGGUGCUUGAAGGAGGUGGCGUCGAUUGAUAAGGAGAGGAUUGGAUGGGUGUGCCAUCGGGUUGUGCAUGGUGGGGAUUAUCACGACCCGGUCGUCAUCACGGAGGAGUCGUAUCAUGAUAUCGAACAUCUGUCGGAUUUGGCGCCUUUGCAUAACGGGGCUGCUCUCUCUGUGAUCCAAGCCUGUAUCAAGGCUUUGCCCAAUGCAAAGUCUAUUGCGUACUUUGACACCACGUUCCAUCGACCCAUCCCACCACAUAUCGCGAGUUACGCGAUCAAACAGGAGGUGGCGGAGAAGAGAGGAUUGAAGAAAUAUGGAUUCCACGGGCUGAGCUACUCGUAUAUCCUUCGAGCUGUGGCGAAGCAUCUAGGCAAGCCUCCCGAAGAGCUCAACCUCAUCGCUCUGCACUUGGGCUCUGGAGCCUCAGCUUGUGCUAUAAAGAACGGUGAAUCUCUGGACACGUCGAUGGGUCUAACACCUUUGAGCGGUCUGCCCGGUGCAACGCGUUCAGGCGCCAUCGACCCAAGCUUGAUCUUCCAUUAUACCAAUCGCGCAGGGAGGAUCACGCAUGAUCCUAAAUCUGCUGCGCAUGUCGGGGUGUCGUUGGCGGAGGAAAUCCUCAACAAAGACUCUGGGUGGAAAGCCAUGACAGGUACCACCGAUUUUGCCACCAUUUCCUCCAAAGCGGAGUUGUCCAAUCCCGAUCCGACGAUUUCCUCGAGGAACCCGAACAGACUGGCAUUCGAUCUGUUCGUAGACGCCAUACUCAAUUGCAUCGGUUCGUAUCAUUUGAAGUUGGAAGGACAAGUGGACGCGUUGGUGUUUGCUGGUGGGAUUGGUGAGAGGAGUGUGGAGUUGCGGGAGGUGGUUGGGAGGAGGGUGAGGUGUUUGGGGUAUCAACGGUUGGAUGGGGAGAGGAAUGGGAGUGCGGAUGGGAGUGUGGAAGUCGUGCAGGUUUCGGAGGAGGGGAGUGAAAUCUCGCUUGGUGUCGAGGGCGAGCAGAGGAAGAAGAGGAUUUUGGUGUGUCAUACGGAUGAACAGUUUGAAAUGGCGAACGAUUGUGCAUCUGAUACCUCGCGUUGGGAGAAGCAGCAUUCUUCGACGGGAUGA
Coprinopsis cinerea okayama7#130 is the source of this 1413-nucleotide messenger RNA. RefSeq names its product acetate kinase. Gene Ontology annotation, molecular function: acetate kinase activity. Lineage: Eukaryota; Fungi; Basidiomycota; Agaricomycetes; Agaricales; Psathyrellaceae. The record is from RefSeq and is a predicted model, not a curated record. The transcript has 6 exons. The coding region runs from base 1 to 1413 and encodes 470 amino acids. Gene Ontology annotation, biological process: phosphorylation; acetate metabolic process.